CACGAUCACCAACUUGAGGAAUGGGGGAGAGAGUCGUGGUGCGACCAAACUUCACCAAGCAUAACCACUUGUUGAAUAAAGAGACACCUGUAAACAAGUGAAAGGCAUCCCGCGCUACAUUGCACGUCGCCGGAGCUCUCUGCAACGACGGUUGAACAUCGGGGAAGGAGGAAAAGAACAGAAACUUAUUUUCCUUCAUCGCUAUGGAAACCUUAGGGUCUUCUGCGACGAUCAUGUCUUCAUCUUCGCCUCUCUCGAUUUUCUCUCCAAAAAAGAAAUUCUUGACCAAGCCUCUUCGGUUCCCCAUCGCCUCCAAGAAUAAGGACGGCGACGCCGAACAAACGAAUUCGAACGAAAUGAACAUCGUUCCCCUCUUGAACAAUCGCAUGCCCCUUUCCCCCCUUUCUAAGGAUGCUGCGAUGGGUUUGGUUCUGAGUGCGGCAGCGGGCCGAGGAUGGACUACGGGUUCUGGGAUGGAAGGUCCCUCCGUUCCUGCUGGCGCGGAAUCUGAGUCCAGCACCGAGAAGAUCUCGACCUUCCCAUGGUCUCUUUUCACUAAAUCGCCUCGUCGGAGAAUGCGCGUGGCCUUCACCUGUAACGUCUGUGGCCAGCGAACUACUCGUGCCAUAAAUCCUCACGCCUACACCGACGGUACCGUCUUCGUGCAGUGUUGUGGAUGCAACGUGUUCCAUAAGCUGGUCGAUAAUCUGAAUCUCUUUCAUGAGAUGAAGUGCUACGUGAACCCGAGUUUCAGUUACAGGGAUCCGAACGGAGAUGUUAGCUUCAAGUACCUGGACAUGGAUGACGACAAUGAUGAUGUUUUCCCUAUCCUAUGAGGUUGAAGGGUGGCUGUUAGACGGUGUGUACAUUCAUGUAACUUUGUACUGUCGAUGCAUUGUUAGCUUAUAUCAUCGCCAUUGUAAAUAUUCCAUGUUUAUUAUUUAUGUUCAUAUAUAAUUAUAGUCCAUAUUGUGGUAUGAGAUUAUUCUAGAUAGGCCUUAGAUAAAUUGCUGGAGAAUAUUUCCUGUCUAGAUAGUUGGCGUCUUUGACUUUGUGUUCAUCUGUAUCAUCGUUUCCUUUUAUUGGUCCUUGGGGUUGUGUUGCUCAUUUGCUUUCUUCAGGAAGGACAUAGUGUCAGUGUACUUUUUGAAGAUUUAGAUUCUCUA
Nelumbo nucifera (sacred lotus) is the source of this 1166-nucleotide messenger RNA. Its product is annotated as Zim17-type zinc finger protein. Gene Ontology annotation, cellular component: mitochondrion. NCBI's taxonomy places the organism in Eukaryota, Viridiplantae, Streptophyta, Magnoliopsida, Proteales, Nelumbonaceae. The record is from RefSeq and is a predicted model, not a curated record. Gene Ontology annotation, biological process: protein stabilization; protein import into mitochondrial matrix; protein folding. Gene Ontology annotation, molecular function: zinc ion binding; protein-folding chaperone binding.